This is a messenger RNA of Cucurbita pepo subsp. pepo (vegetable marrow), 941 nucleotides long. RefSeq names its product LIM domain-containing protein WLIM1. Lineage: Eukaryota; Viridiplantae; Streptophyta; Magnoliopsida; Cucurbitales; Cucurbitaceae. The record is from RefSeq and is a predicted model, not a curated record.
GAGCAAUUAAAAGCUAUGAGACAUGAAAAAUGAUGAAGUAAACGGCUGUUCAGAUGGGGAAUUUAUGUUUUUGGUCAAAUCUUCAAAUUACCCAUUACUGGAAAUUUGUCAGUUUGUCUAAGCCUGAGCUGUAAUCUGUGACUCAGAAUUUUCUAACUCUAAAAAGGGCGAAGGAAAGCUCCUCUGCUUCUUCUUUCCCUUCCUUCUUCUCAGCCUCAUAAUUCAGUUCAUCUCAGCUCAGCUCAAAUUCUUCUUUGAAAAUGGCGUUUUUAGGGACAACCCAGAAGUGUAAGACAUGUGACAAGACUGUUUACUUGGUUGAUCAGCUCACUGCAGAUAGCAAAGUCUAUCACAAGGCCUGUUUCAGGUGCCACCAUUGCAACAACACUCUAAGGCUGUUCAAUUACUCUUCCUUUGAAGGUGUUUUGUAUUGCAAACCUCACUUUGAUCAGUUGUUCAAGAUGACUGGAAGUUUGGAAAAAAGUUUUGAAGGAACUCCAAGAACUGCUAGGAAACACAGAUCUACUAAUCAGGGCCAAUCCAAUAGCAAAGUGUCAAGCUUUUUUGCUGGAACUCAAGACAAAUGUGUUGCUUGCAAGAAAACUGUUUAUCCAAUUGAGAAGGUGGCAGUAGAUAGUAAAUCAUACCACAGAAGUUGCUUCAGGUGCUCACAUGGAGGAUGUGUGAUUAGCCCAUCAAACUACAUAGCACAUGAACAACGACUAUACUGUAGGCAUCAUCACAACCAGCUCUUCAAACACAAGGGAAAUUUCACCCAACUUGACAUCCAUCAUGAACAUAUUAAAGGGACUCGCUAAGAACACACACCACUUCACUCAAUUCAGACUAUAACCUCUUUUCAUCCUUUCAUUAAUCAGUUUUCUUUUUGUUAUAUGUGAACUCAAUGCUUUGUUUUAUCUGAUUGUUACGUAUCGUUUUUA